This is a messenger RNA of Peromyscus eremicus (cactus mouse), 810 nucleotides long. It is a transcript of the gene Pex39, whose product is annotated as chromosome 16_21 C6orf226 homolog. NCBI's taxonomy places the organism in Eukaryota, Metazoa, Chordata, Mammalia, Rodentia, Cricetidae. The coding region runs from base 1 to 495 and encodes 164 amino acids. The record is from RefSeq and is a predicted model, not a curated record. The transcript is spliced from 2 exons.
AUGGCCGCUUGCCUGCCCUCUCCUGGGCCUGCGCAGGUGCUGGCCUUGGGUGCGGCGGGUUCCACCGCGUUCCACCGGGUUCCCAGGCCCUGCGGUGCCCAGGUGGUUGCUCCCACACCGCCCGGAAGUGCUCGCGGACGGGUCCCGGGGGUGGACUGGUGGCGGGACAUGGAGGUGCGGGGCCGUGUGGACAGUCCGAGCGGAGCACUGGCGUCUGCCGAGCCGGUUCCGGCUUCGGUGACCCUGGCGCAGCUCCUGCAGCUGGUCCAGAAGGGCCAGGAGCUCCCGGGUCUGGAGAAACGCCACAUCACUGCGAUCCACGGCGAACCCACGGCGUCGCUGCUCCCGCGGAGGCCCAAGCCCUGGGAGGACGCGGGCUCGGCCGCAUCGGCCCGCACCGCCGCCCUAGACGUGCGCACGCAGUCCCCGACCGUCGGGGAGCCGGCCUGGCUCAGCCCAGCGGCCCAGCUCGGCCGAGGCCCGGCAGAUGCCUGAGCUCGAGGGCUUUUACAGCCGAGAUCCGGAGGGCGGGACCGGGUCCUGCAAGAACCUGAGAGUCUGGACAGCUGCCACCCUUACUCAUCUUUCUGCAUCUGCGCUGACCUGUCUCAACCGGACCCAGUCUUCCCGGGAGACUCAACGUUGCCCAGGAAUUUUGGGUUUGGACGCUGAAUUUCAACUGCAUACUGUGUUCUAGUCCGUCCGUGUAAUUGAAAAAGCCUGUUUUACCACCUUCCGUCUGUUUCACUUGUCCCAGUAACCUCCUGGGCCACCUUCUGAUGAUACUGAUAAAGUAAACCUGAGAGCCAA